ACUGAUAUUGUAAAUCAUUACAAUCUGUCAAAAUGAUGGACAUGUCAGAUUUCGGGGAGGCAGCGUCCUUCCUGAGGAAGACUGACAAAGAGUUAAUGAUACAGCAGACGGUGGCUUUUGAUGGAAAGAAAAAGUGUUGGAUACCUGAUGACAAAGAAGCUUAUCUGGAAGCUGAGAUUAAGGAGACGGGUGGAGGAAAAGUCACCGUUGAAGUUGCUGGUGGAAAGACUGUUAUAGUAAAAGACGCAGAUGUCCAACAGAUGAACCCUCCAAAGUUUGAUAUGAUUGAAGAUAUGGCCAUGUUAACUCAUCUGAAUGAAGCCUCUGUGCUUUCUAAUCUCCGCAGACGUUACUCAAACUGGAUGAUAUAUACCUAUUCUGGGCUUUUCUGUGUAACCGUGAAUCCCUACAAGUGGCUACCAGUCUACAAGACUGAAGUGGUUACUGCCUAUAAGGGCAAGAGACGAUCUGAGGCACCUCCUCAUAUCUUUUCCAUUGCUGACAAUGCUUACCAUGACAUGUUGCGAAAUCGAGAAAACCAAUCAAUGUUAAUCACCGGAGAAUCUGGUGCUGGCAAGACUGUCAACACAAAACGCGUUAUUCAGUACUUUGCAACAGUUGCUGCAAUUGGUGACCCCACUGGUAAAAAGAAUCAACCAGCAACAAAGACUGGGGGAACCCUGGAAGAUCAAAUCAUCCAGGCAAACCCUGCCCUAGAAGCCUUUGGAAAUGCCAAAACUCUGAGAAAUGACAAUUCUUCCCGUUUUGGUAAAUUCAUACGAAUUCACUUUGGUACCACUGGCAAGUUGUCUUCUGCUGAUAUUGAAAUAUACUUACUGGAAAAAUCCAGAGUAAUUUUUCAACAACCUGGAGAACGAAGUUACCAUAUUUUCUAUCAGAUAACAACUGGGAAAAAGAGUGAGCUAAUCGAUAUGCUCUUAGUGACCACAAACCCUUAUGAUUUCCACUUUAGCUCACAAGGAGUUGUAACGGUAGACAACUUAGAUGAUAGUGAAGAAUUACUUGCAACUGACCAAGCGUUUGACAUAUUGGGGUUUAUCUCUGAUGAAAAAUAUGGUGCUUACAAAUUGACAGGUGCAAUAAUGCAUUUUGGAAACAUGAAAUUUAAACAAAAACAAAGGGAAGAACAAGCAGAGCCUGAUGGCACUGAAAGCACAGAUAAAGCUGCUUAUUUGAUGGGGGUCAGCUCCUCUGAGUUGGUGAAAGGUCUGAUGCAUCCCAGAGUGAAAGUGGGCAAUGAGUACGUGACCAAAGGUCAAUCCGUAGAACAGGUUGUAUAUGCAGUCGGAGCAUUGGCCAAAGGCAUUUAUGACCGAAUGUUUAAAUGGCUUGUGGUUCGUAUUAACAAGACACUGGAUACAAAGUUACCCAGACAGUUCUUUAUUGGUGUACUUGAUAUCGCUGGAUUUGAAAUUUUUGAUUUUAACAGCUUUGAACAACUCUGCAUCAAUUUCACAAAUGAAAAAUUGCAACAAUUUUUCAAUCAUCACAUGUUUGUGCUAGAACAAGAAGAAUAUAAGAAGGAAGGAAUUGACUGGGAGUUCAUUGACUUUGGCCUAGAUUUACAGGCUUGCAUUGACCUGAUUGAAAAGCCUAUGGGAAUUUUGUCAAUACUUGAAGAGGAGUGCAUGUUUCCUAAGGCUACAGACAUGACCUUCAAGUCAAAGCUUUAUGACAACCACCUUGGAAAAUCACCCAACCUCCAAAAACCAAGAAUUGACAAGAAGAGAAAAUAUGAAGCUCAUUUUGAACUUGUCCACUAUGCUGGAGUGGUUCCAUACAACAUUAUGGGCUGGUUAGAGAAGAACAAGGAUCCACUUAAUGAAACAGUCGUCGGACUCUUCCAAAAGUCAUCCAACAAACUUCUGGCUUGCUUGUUUGAAAACUACAUCAGUUCAGACAGUGCUGACCAAGGUGGAGAAAAAAAGCGCAAGAAAGGAGCUUCAUUCCAGACUGUGUCGUCUAUGCACAAGGAAAAUCUGAAUAAAUUAAUGACUAAUCUUAGAGCAACAUCACCUCACUUUGUACGCUGCAUUAUUCCUAAUGAAACAAAGACUCCAGGUGCAAUGGAUCCUUUCCUGGUUCUUCAUCAGCUACGUUGCAAUGGCGUCUUAGAGGGAAUUCGUAUUUGCCGCAAAGGUUUUCCAAAUAGGGUUAUGUAUGCUGACUUCAAACAGAGAUAUCGUAUUCUGAAUCCCAGCGCUAUCCCAGAGGACAAGUUUGUAGACAGCAGAAAAGCGUCUGAAAAACUCUUGGGGACUUUGGACAUUGAUCAAACUCAGUAUCGAUUUGGGCAUACAAAGGUGUUUUUCAAGGCUGGACUCUUAGGACAUCUGGAAGAAAUGAGAGAUGAAAGAUUAUCUAAGAUUCUCACACUGAUCCAAGCAAGAGCCCGGGGAAAGCUAAUGAGAAUUGAAUUCCAAAAGAUUUUAGAAAGAAGGGAUGCACUGUUGGUUAUCCAGUGGAACAUUCGUGCUUUUAUGGCUGUCAAAAAUUGGCCAUGGAUGAAGCUUUACUUCAAGAUUAAGCCUUUGUUAAAGUCAGCAGAAACUGAGAAAGAAAUGGCAAACAUGAAAGAUGAGUUCCUGAAGCUUAAAGAAGCACUUGAAAAAUCAGAAGCCAGAAGGAAAGAACUUGAGGAAAAGCAAGUCACCUUGGUGCAAGAGAAAAAUGAUCUGACUCUUCAGUUACAAGCAGAGCAAGAUACCCUGGCUGAUGCAGAGGAGCGAUGUGAUCUAUUAAUUAAAUCUAAGAUCCAAAUGGAAUCUAAAAUUAAAGACCUCACAGAGCGCAUAGAGGAUGAGGAGGAAAUGAACUCAGAGCUGACUUCUAAGAAAAGAAAACUUGAGGACGAGUGUGCAGAACUGAAGAAGGACAUUGAUGAUCUGGAGAUCACAUUAGCAAAAGCAGAGAAAGAAAAGCAUGCGACUGAAAAUAAGGUCAAAAACUUGACUGAAGAAAUGGUAGCUCUUGAUGAGACAAUUACUAAGUUAACAAGAGAGAAGAAAGCUUUACAGGAGGCGCAUCAGCAAACACUGGAUGACCUUCAGGCAGAAGAAGACAAAGUCAACACUCUAACCAAACUAAAAACAAAACUGGAACAACAAGUGGAUGAUCUUGAGGGUUCUCUAGAACAAGAAAAGAAGGUCAGGAUGGAUCUUGAAAGGGCAAAACGUAAGCUGGAGGGGGAUCUGAAGCUUACACAAGAGAGUCUAAUGGAUGCAGAAAAUGAUAAGCAGCAGAUGGAUGAGAAGCUAAAGAAGAAGGAAUUUGAAAUCAACCAGUUGACAUCCAAAAUUGAAGAUGAACAAUCCAUUGUCAUUCAGCUCCAGAAAAAAAUAAAGGAGCUUCAAGCUCGUAUAGAAGAGUUAGAAGAAGAGCUGGAAGCAGAACGAGCCGCACGAGCCAAGGUAGAGAAACAGAGGUCAGAUCUCUCCAGAGAGUUAGAAGAAUUAAGCGAGAGGCUGGAAGAGGCAGGGGGAGCAACAUCUGCCCAGCUGGAAAUGAACAAGAAACGGGAAGCAGAGUACUUGAAGAUGCGCAGAGAUCUAGAAGAAGCCACUUUACAUCAUGAGGCCACUGCCGCAGCACUGAGGAAGAAGCAUGCAGACAGUGUGUCAGAGCUUGGUGAGCAGAUUGACAAUCUCCAAAGGGUCAAACAGAAACUAGAGAAGGAGAAGAGUGAACUCAAGUUGGAGGCAGAUGAUCUGGCAUCAAAUAUAGAACAGUUGGCCAAAUCCAAGGCCAUAUCAGAGAAACUCUGCCGCACAUAUGAAGACCAGCUUAAUGAAGCCAAGGCCAAAGUGGACGAGAUGACCCGUCAAGUAAUUGACCUCACCACUAUCAAAGGAAGACUUCAGACUGAAAAUGGAGAAUUUGCCAGACUUCUUGAAGAGAAGGAAUCUUUAAUAAGCCAACUAUCCCGAGGAAAAUCUUCAUUUACUCAGCAAAUUGAGGAACUGAGAAGACAACUUGAUGAAGAAACAAAAGCCAAGAAUGCACUGGCUCAUGCUCUGCAGUCUUCCAGACAUGACUGUGAGCUCCUGCGUGAGCAAUUUGAUGAAGAACAGGAAGCUAAAGCUGAACUCCAGAGGUGUCUGUCCAAGUGCAAUGCUGAGGUGGCACAAUGGAGAAACAAAUACGAAACGGACGCAAUUCAGAGGACAGAGGAAUUAGAGGAAGCAAAGAAAAAGCUAGCUAUACGUCUUCAGGAGGCUGAAGAAGCGGUUGAGGCAGCUAAUGCUAAGUGCGCCUCCCUGGAGAAGACCAAGCACCGUCUGCAGAGUGAGCUAGAGGACAUUAUGAUUGAUCUGGAGAGAUCUAAUGCUGCCUCUGCUGCCAUGGACAAGAAGCAGCGCAACUUUGACAAAGUUAUAGCUGACUGGAAGCAGAAGUAUGAGGAGGCCCAGGCUGAACUGGAGGCCUCACAGAAGGAGGCCCGUGGCCUGAGCACAGAGCUGUUCAAGUUGAGGAAUGCCUAUGAAGAAGUGUUGGAUAUUUUAGAAACUUUAAAAAGGGAGAACAAGAACCUGCAAGAGGAGAUUUCAGAUCUGACAGACCAGGUCAGUGAGGGCAAUAAGAAUUUACAUGAAAUAGAGAAGGUGAAGAAACAAGUGGAACAGGAAAAGUCAGAGGUGCAGAUGGCCCUGGAGGAAGCUGAGGGUGCCCUUGAGCAUGAAGAAAGCAAAACUCUCAGAUUUCAGCUGGAACUAUCUCAAAUAAAAGCAGAAUUUGAAAGAAAACUGUCUGAAAAAGAGGAAGAGACAGAAAAUAUAAGGAGAAACCAACAGCGUAUCAUUGAGUCACUGCAAUCUAACCUGGACUCUGAAGCCAAAAGCAGAAAUGAGGCCAUUCGAUUGAAGAAAAAAAUGGAAGGAGACCUAAAUGAAAUGGAAAUUCAAUUAAGCCAUGCUACUCGACAGGCUACUGAGGCAACUAAAGCCAUGCGGAACUUACAGGCACAGACCAAGGAUCUGCAAGUCCAACUGGAUGAUUCUAUUCACCUUACUGAGGACCUGAAGGAACAGUCUGCAGUCAAUGAGAGGAGGAGCAGUUUGCUUCAAUCUGAGCUUGAAGAACUGAGGGGAGCAUUGGAUCAAACAGAACGUGCACGGAAACUGGCAGAGCAUGAGCUCCUAGAAGCUACAGAAAGGGUCAACUUGCUUCAUUCACAGAACACAAGCCUGAUUAACCAGAAGAAGAAGUUGGAGAGUGAUUUGUCUCACAUGCAGAAUGAAGUAGAGGAGGCCAUUCAGGAAUGCCGAAAUGCAGAAGAUAAAGCCAAGAAAGCCAUCACUGAUGCUGCCAUGAUGGCAGAAGAGCUAAAGAAAGAACAAGAUACCAGUUCUCACCUGGAGAGAAUGAAGAAGAAUAUGGAGCAGACCAUUAAAGACCUACAGAAGAGACUGGAUGAAGCAGAGCAAAUUGCACUAAAAGGAGGCAAAAAGCAGAUUCAAAAGUUGGAGUCCCGGGUGCGUGAGCUAGAAAAUGAAUUGGAAGGAGAGCAGCGUCGCAGUUCAGACUCGCUGAAGGGAGUCCGCAAGUUUGAACGGCGUAUCAAGGAGCUAUCAUAUCAGGCAGAAGAAGACAAGAAAAAUCUUAUCCGAAUGCAAGACUUGAUCGAUAAGCUACAACUGAAAGUUAAGAGUUAUAAGCAUCAAUCUGAAGAAACUGAGGAACAAGCCAAUCAGUAUCUAACAAAAUACAAGAAACUGCAGCAUGAACUUGAUGAUGCCAAUGAAAGGGCCGAUAUUGCUGAAUCUCAAGUGAAUAAGUUAAGGAGCAAAACAAGAGAUGGAGGAAAGGUUCGUGAAGAAGAAUAAACAGUCAGAAGACUUUACUGGACUCAGAGGAAUACACUCCCGGAAACUGUACUGCAACUGCUAGCUGCUAACUGUGGGGCAUACAACUCAUAUAAUCUACAGUAGCUUUGUAUUUGUGUU
Pseudophryne corroboree (corroboree frog) is the source of this 5963-nucleotide messenger RNA. RefSeq names its product myosin heavy chain 15 (gene MYH15). The coding region runs from base 33 to 5843 and encodes 1936 amino acids. Gene Ontology annotation, molecular function: actin filament binding; ATP binding; microfilament motor activity. Lineage: Eukaryota; Metazoa; Chordata; Amphibia; Anura; Myobatrachidae. The transcript is spliced from 42 exons. The record is from RefSeq and is a predicted model, not a curated record. Gene Ontology annotation, cellular component: myosin filament; myosin II complex; cytoplasm.